Messenger RNA from Silurus meridionalis, 2716 nucleotides. RefSeq names its product S100 calcium binding protein T (gene s100t). NCBI's taxonomy places the organism in Eukaryota, Metazoa, Chordata, Actinopteri, Siluriformes, Siluridae. The record is from RefSeq and is a predicted model, not a curated record. The transcript is spliced from 3 exons. Gene Ontology annotation, molecular function: calcium ion binding; transition metal ion binding. Bases 1941 to 2270 code for a protein of 109 amino acids.
CACAUUGUAGAUAUUGCAUGUACAUUUUAAAGUCAUAAAUCUUCUAUUUUUAGCUUGGGCUUAUUUUUCACUUUGGUGGGACUCAAAUUACGUUUCAUAGAACAGGAGUUGUGAUCUUGCAGGAAUUUUUUGACUGAUCCUCGUGGGGGGAAAAGUAGGUGAUGUCCACUGUUCAGCCAAGAAGUCACUGUUUGGAUUUAACUGAGCAAAUAAGUAAGAGCAUCAGUGGGAUAAUUGCUGCGGUGAUUAAUAUGUUUCAGCUGUAACUGGUUACUUAACCCUAACUGAUUCAGUGAGUAGCUUGUCAGAAGACGUAUCCUGUGGGUGUGGAAAAGGUGUUACUCUGUUUUAGAAGGGCCAAAAUAUUGUAUAAGAAUAAGUAUGAGAUUGCUGAAACUACUAAAAUUGGGUUAAGAACUGUUUAAUGCAUUAUUGCAACCUGGACAUUAGUGAACCAUCAUCUUUGAGGAAGAAAUAUGGUCAGACAUAAAUAAUGAAUAAUCGUGAUUAGAUAUCACUUCAAAAGUGAAACUGUUAAAGCAACAACAACAAAAAUAACAAGAUCAACAGUAGAACUCAUGGCUGUGUUUAAUAAUGAAUUAAAAAUACUUUUACAUGCACAAUAUAAAGAGAACUCUGGGGACAUCAAUGUAGCCCUAAGAAAAUGGCUGAUCAGUGAGACUGAUAAAUAAAAAAAGGCUUCAAUUUGCUGGUUAGCAUAAAGAUUGGACUCAAUGGCAAAGAUCUUUUGGUGUGAUGGGUCCAGAUUUACCCUGUUUUAGAGUGAUGGACAGAAACCAUGAUACACUUAUCAGUCUUGGUACCUACAAGCCUGUUGAGGCAGUGCUAUGAUCUGGGUUGCCUUAGUUGUUCAGGUCCAGCUUUUUUGCAAAGUUAAGUAGCUCAGCAAAUGAGGUCAGCUGACUACCUGAAUAUACCGAAUAAGCAAUUUUCUUUUCCUCCUAUUAUGCUUCAAUUGUAAAAGAGUGGUUCAGGGAGCACAAGACAUUAUUUUCACACAUGGAUUGGUCUCCAUAGACUCCAGACCAUAUCCCCAUCGAGAAUGUUUUGGAUGUGCUGGAAAAGACCCUCGCAUCAUCAAUACAAGAUCUUGGUGAAAACUGAAUGCAGUUCUGGACAGAAGCAAUGCAAGGGUAAAUACGUUUAUUUAAAGGAUGCCUUGGUGAAUUCAAGUCAUAAUCAAAGCAAAUGGUGGUCCAAUGAAAUAUUACAGAAUAUAAGGGUUUUUUUGGCCACAGCUCAGAGAAUAAUACAAUUCUGCCCUUAGGCUAGUUAAAAUUUAUCACAUAUAUCUGAGCUUUGUUUACUUGAUAAUUUUUUUUAUUUGAUAUCUAGAUUGAUUGUUUUACAGUUUUCUACUUGGUUCAUUAGAAAUGCAGAAAUGAAACAGAAUUAUUACCCAUCAAUCCAAACUGUCCUUUCCGUUUUUAUGGCCUGGUUUUAAUAAAGAUGCCUGUGAUUAAGACAUCGAUUACAGCUCUUAAUCAUUUAGAUCAGCAUGUUGCACUAUCACAUUCUAAAAAUUUAAUGUGACAAGCACUGGAAUGUAUAACUACACCUUCGUGACGUGUUUCGCUUUCCAUAUAAGGAAACGAUCUAUUUACGGCCGUAGUAGUGAUGGAAAAUAAAGACGAGCCUGUGAUCUGAGCCUCAUGUUUUAAUGAUGUGUUUUUGGUCUUUAGAGGCCAAGAACAUGGGAUGAAUGAAUGAGUGUAAACAGAGAGGGAGGAGAGAAUAGUGACAGGUGGGCAGAGGUAUUGAAGAGAUGGGGAGAAGGAGACAGAGAAGGAGGGGAGGGCGUGAAUGAGAGGAGGGCACGAGAGGUAUAUAAGGCACAGUCUACAUCUAUUUCCCUUACAAAGCCGCUAGAUUCCUUUUUUCUACAAAGAAACUCUUUCGACACACAGUCUUGACCCAGAAUGUCUAACCUGAACUCGGAGAACGCCACCACCCUGGAGAGCGCCAUGCAGCUGAUGAUCCAGACCUUUCACAAGUACUCUGGUAAUGAAGGGGACAAAUACACACUUAGUAAGAGUGAGCUCAAAGAUUUGCUUACCCAAGAGCUAGGAAACUAUCUGGGGAAUGCACAGGACAAGGAUGCUGUAGAGAAGGUGAUGGGUGACCUGGACUCGAACAAUGAUGGCGAGGUGGACUUUACAGAGUUUGUCAUCCUGGUCGGUGCGCUCACCGUGGCCUGCAAUGACUUCUUUCAGGAGUUCAAUACAGAGAAAGGUGCUAAAAAGGAGUAGGUGCUGUCUCAUCUCUCUCUGAACUAAAACUAACAAAUGACCACUGAAUGAAAGAAGAGAGAGAAGAGCUGGCAGUUAAUGGUAUAUGUAGACCCGUAUAUAUAUAUAUACACACACACACACACACACACACACACAUAUAUAUAUAUAUAUAUAUAUAUAUAUAUAUAUAUAUAUAUAUAUAUAUAUAUAUGCUCUCUAACACUACAAAUAUAUAAUUCUACACAUAUUCGUCCACAAAACACAUCUGUUGGUGAGCUUGGGUCAUACGGAAGUAAAUUAGAAGGAGUAAAAAACGAUUUUAAAGGUGGUCAUUGUUGAAAAUUUGUAUAUUGGACUUCUUCCUUUCAUUUUUAUUAAAAAAAACUUUUUUGUGUCUGUUCAAUACCAAGCCAUGUCAUCUUUAUUAGCAUUAUAAUAAAGAUCACAUUUUAAAUUCACUGUGA